Sturnus vulgaris (Common starling) is the source of this 1432-nucleotide messenger RNA. The record is from RefSeq and is a predicted model, not a curated record. Lineage: Eukaryota; Metazoa; Chordata; Aves; Passeriformes; Sturnidae.
CACCAGGUAGUUGGGAGGAGAGCGGACACAAGUGUGAGAAGCCGUGGAGGAUACAAAGCUUUUCCCCGGCUCCUUCAGCUCAGCCGCACCUCCAAGAUGAUGAGUUAUUACAUGGACACCACCAUUGGCAGUGCAGCUCCUUAUCCUUUGGCUCGGCCUGGAAUGAUGAAACAAGGAGUGCCAGGUCCCUGCGAGGAUCCCUGGGUCACCUGUGGCUUCCAGGCGUCCUGCUGCCAGCCCCGGCCCUGCUGCCCGCUGUGGGACGAGCCCGCCACGCAGGAGGUGCCCACCGGGCUGGAGCACUACGGCACGGACAUGGAAUGUGCAGAUGUGCCUUUAUUAACGCCCAGCAGCAAAGAAAUGAUGUCCCAGGCACUGAAGGCCACGUUCAGUGGCUUUGCCAAGGAGCAGCAGCGGCUGGGAAUUCCCAAAGACCCCCAGCAGUGGACGGAGACGCACGUGCGGGACUGGGUGAUGUGGGCAGUGAACGAGUUCAGCCUGAAGGAAGUGGAUUUCCAGAAGUUCUGCAUGAAUGGAGCUGCCCUCUGUGCCCUGGGCAAGGAGUGCUUCCUGGAGCUGGCACCUGACUUUGUGGGAGAUAUCCUUUGGGAACAUCUGGAGAUCCUGCAGAAAGAAGAGGUGAAACCGUACCCAGCAAACGGAGUGAGCACCACAUACCCCGAGUCCCGCUACACCUCAGACUACUUCAUUAGUUAUGGCAUCGAGCACGCCCAGUGCGUGCCCCCCUCCGAGUUCUCCGAGCCCAGCUUCAUCACCGAGUCCUACCAGACCCUGCACCCCAUCAGCUCGGAGGAGCUGCUGUCCCUCAAGUACGAGAGCGAUUAUCCCUCGGUGCUGCUGCGGGAGCCGCCGCAGGACUCGCUGCAGACUGACUACUUCUCCAUCAAGCAGGAGGUGGUGACACCGGACAACAUGUGCAUGGGCCGUGCCAGCCGAGGUAAGCUGGGAGGCCAGGACUCCUUCGAGAGCAUAGAGAGCUACGACAGCUGUGACCGCCUGACGCAGUCCUGGAGCAGCCAGUCGUCCUUCCAGAGCCUGCAGCGCGUCCCCUCCUACGACAGCUUCGACUCUGAGGACUACCCUGCCACCCUGCCCAGCCACAAGCCCAAGGGCACCUUCAAGGACUAUGUGAGGGACCGGGCCGACAUGAACAAGGACAAGCCUGUCAUCCCUGCUGCUGCCCUGGCUGGCUACACAGGCAGUGGACCCAUCCAACUGUGGCAAUUCCUGCUGGAACUGCUCACUGACAAGUCCUGUCAAUCCUUCAUCAGCUGGACGGGCGAUGGCUGGGAAUUCAAACUUUCAGACCCAGACGAGGUAAAGUGCCCUGGAACUAAGUGCACAACCCAAAUUCCUCAGAAAUAUUGCUGUGGAUAAGCCUCUCCUCCUCCCUUUUGGCAGCCACUUUUUU